Messenger RNA from Scedosporium apiospermum, 342 nucleotides. RefSeq lists its product as uncharacterized. Bases 1 to 342 code for a protein of 113 amino acids. The record is from RefSeq and is a predicted model, not a curated record. NCBI's taxonomy places the organism in Eukaryota, Fungi, Ascomycota, Sordariomycetes, Microascales, Microascaceae. The transcript has 3 exons.
AUGAACCUCCCUCUUAGUCUUCUCGGCCUCUUGGCUACCAUGCUCGCCCAAACCGCCGCCUCUCCCAUCGCAGAGCCGCCAGAACAAACGGCUGGCUGUACCGUGACUAUCGGAGCUUGCCCCAACGGUUCGCUGAUCGAGCUCAACCUCACCGAGUGCGCCUGCAAAUGUCUCGAGAGCUCCUGCAGUGAGAUCGGAGGAUGCGACAAUCCUAAUGGCACACCGUUCAAGGGUGAUGAUCUUGGCAACGAGUUCCAAAACUGCGUACAGAGUACCAAGUGCUUGCCCAUCUUUGCCGCCGGCCAAGAACUUAACCCAAGUUUGAUCAACUGCGCGCCCUGA